GACAUUUUAGCUAUGGAAAGUACUAACGAGAGCAGUAGCUCCGAAUCGGAGCAUAUCUCUAAAAAACAGCUAUUUAAAAUGAUCAAGAAAUUGAAAAAAAAAGUACAUAAACACCGCCAUCACUCGCCGGCGCCGGGCGAACGGAAAACGUCUCGUUCACGGUCCCUCUCAAGGCGACGAUCCCGAUCGCGGCAUAGGCCCGCCAGAUCACGUGACCGGAGCCCGGCUCGAGACUACCAUCAUCGAGACGUGAGGUCCCGCUCAGGCUCACGACAAGGCAGUGUUGAUCGGCACCCGCGCGGUCCGACAUUUUCAGAUUUUGACGACCGUUCUCUGCGCGAAACGGAGUCAAUAAUCAUCGAUGCCGCUGCUGAGCCCGACGGCGACGGGAUGGCAGGUACCUCAGUAGAGCUCGGGCGCGAACUGACUGCGUCCAAGAAUGCCUCGCCUGUUUUGGAAAUUGAUAUGCAAAAAGAUGAAUUUUCAAUGUUUUUGGGAGAGGAUCCUAACAUAAAAAAUAAAAACAUUUUUGAACUACAUAAAGCCCUAUGUACACGAUGGGGUCAUAUAUUGUCUCAUGGCCUUGAUAAAGAUCAAAAGCAAAAAAUUUUGGAGCGUUAUCCCUUACCAAGCAAUUGCCCGGAGAUAAAUGCUCCAUUAGUAAAUCCGGAAGUAGUAGGAGUGCUUUCAAACCCCCACAUAAAAAGGGAUGAAGCCCAUUUAGGCAUACAAAAACAACUGAAUGUCGGUAUAAGCGCUCUUGGGAAAUCCAUGAAUAUUAUCCUAGAAGAUAAGGAAAAUAUUCCUAAAGAAAUUAAGGAACAAUUACUAAUUUCUUUGGGAGAUUCAGGCCGAAUCUUUUCGGAUUUGUCAUUUAAUAUUUCAACCAUGAGAAAAAACCUUAUAAUGCCGAGUUUAAACAAGACAGUAAAAGAUCUAGUAUCAAACACUACUCCGGUACAAUUUCUUUUUGGAAGUGAUAUAGGGGAAAGAAUUAAAGAGGCUAAAUCAAUUGAAAGAGCCAAAAAAGACCUGAAACCCGAACCAAUGACAACUCAGCCUUCUACUAGUACUAACUCUUCGUACAGGCGACCGCAUACUGAAGCUAAUGUUAGACCAAACUUCAAAGUUAACCCAAUUCCUUUAAACAGAAAAAGGCCGGUUCGCCGAGGGGAGGUGAAACCACAAAGGGGCCAUCACCCCAAAAAAGAGCAGUACCAGAGGAGGAGGCAUUAUUGGUAA
Messenger RNA from Acanthoscelides obtectus, 1242 nucleotides. The record is from the annotation of a GenBank genome assembly. Lineage: Eukaryota; Metazoa; Arthropoda; Insecta; Coleoptera; Chrysomelidae.